Procambarus clarkii (red swamp crayfish) is the source of this 450-nucleotide messenger RNA. The record is from RefSeq and is a predicted model, not a curated record. NCBI's taxonomy places the organism in Eukaryota, Metazoa, Arthropoda, Malacostraca, Decapoda, Cambaridae.
AUGAUAGUCAGAGGUGGCACAGUGAGUGCCAACAACCGCUCCAGGGCCCAGGAGAGUGCCAACAACCGCUCCAGGGGCCAGGAGAGUGCCAACAACCGCUCCAGGGACCAGGAGAGUGCCAACAACCGCUCCAGGGACCAGGAGAGUGCCAACAACCGCUCCAGGGACCAGGAGAGUGCCAACAACCACUCCAGGGACCAGGAGAGUGCCAACAACCGCUCCAGGGACCAGGAGAGUGCCAGCAACCGCUCCAGGGACCAAGGGAGUGACAACAACCGCUCCAGGGACCAGGAGAGUGCCAAUAACCACCCACAGGGACCAGGAGAGUGCCAACAACCGCUCCAGGGACCAGGAGAGUGCCAACAACCACCCCAGGGACCAGGAGAGUGCCAACAACCCCUCCAGGGACCAGGAGAGUGCCAACAACCGCUCCAGGGACCAGGAGAGUGA